Molecule: messenger RNA, 1801 nt
Organism: Diachasma alloeum
Lineage: Eukaryota; Metazoa; Arthropoda; Insecta; Hymenoptera; Braconidae
Gene: uri
Product: unconventional prefoldin RPB5 interactor 1
Exons: 6
Coding region: 310-1758 (482 amino acids)
Biological process (GO): negative regulation of phosphatase activity; negative regulation of transcription by RNA polymerase II
Molecular function (GO): phosphatase inhibitor activity; chromatin binding; transcription corepressor activity
Source: RefSeq, a predicted model, not a curated record
CAUGUGGACAAACUUUUGUUUGAGAGAGCUCAUGUCGAGCAACACCUCACGUUAGAAUCGGUUCGAUUUCUCCUUGAAAUUUCGGAGCAACUCAUAAUUUCGUGAAUACAAAUAGUCAAAGUAUUUUUUUCAACAAUUACGUGGAAAAUAAUAAUGCAGUGGAAUUGUUUAUUCACGUGAAUAAUUCGCGAGAGAAGGAGAGAGGUUAUGAAGCCGGUAUUAGGUUAUCUCCCGAUCGAGAACAGUAUUUGUUGCUCAAUAGAUAUAUAUAUUUAUCAACAAGUUAUUUGAUAUUCAAUUUAUUUGUUUAUGAUGGAUUAUGAACAAUUGAAAACAUAUCAACAGCAGAUUUUGUCUCAGGCUCUCAAUGAGGGUAUCAGACGCAACAAUGAACAAGUGAAAACAUGGAGUGACUAUAAGAAGCGCCAUGAGAAAGUACUCGAGGGCCUGGCAAUGUUGCCCCAGGAUUUAUCAGUGAACUGCAUGGUUCCAAUGGGUAAACGUGCUCUAAUGCGUGGUAAAUUAGUUCAUACCAAUGAGAUAAUGGUUUGUCUCGGUGAUGGAUACUUUGCCAAGUACAGUGCCCCACAGGCCAUUGCUUUGUGCAAUCGUAGGAUCCAAAGGGCCAACGAAAUGCUGGAGAAUUUGGAGAAGGAGAGAAACUUGUUCGAGAUGAGACAGAUGAUUACAGAUACUUUCGAUGUGUUCGGUGAUAAUAAUAAGAAAGAUUUACAGGAGCACUGGGAUAAUGAGAAACUUGAGAAUUGGAGAGACGAGCACAGAAGACGUGAAAAGGAGUACAGACAAAAAUUGGCGCAAUUGAAAAAUGAGAAGAAAGAAGAGAUCAAAACAGAAGAGGAUUUGUUUAAAAGAUUAGAUGCCCUGGAACUUCAAGAGGAGCUAGAAGAUGAACUUUACAAGUUAGAAGAAGAUAAUCCAGAUUUUUACACUCUACAACUCGACGAUGACGAGUACUACGACGAAUCAGAAGUAGAUUCAGAGUCGUACUCGUCCGAUUACUCCGAAGAGGCGACAAAUGAGAUAAAAGAGAAGAAAUCAACAAAAUUAAAUCAUCGUCUUCAAGUAUUGAAUAGUGUGAAUACGUGUCAAUUGGAGACAAGAAACGAUGAGACCUCCAGUAGGACAAUAAACUACAUUAGUACAAAUGGGAAUGAAGCGUCGCCGGAUGAAUUUCAAUCAUGUGAUUUAGAAAAAUCUAAGGGCAGUACUGUAGAUAGAUUAGAAGUAAGGGAAAAGAAGGUGGCAUUUGCUGAGCCACAGGUGAAAUAUUUUAGUAAUGAAGAGGAGAUGGAAGUUAAUACUGAGAAGAGGAGGGUGUCGGUCAUAGAACAGAGAUUAUACGAAUACUCGAAGGAGGACGAUGAGUCUGAGGAUGAGAGUGAUGAGGAUGACACGAUUAGAAUUUAUAUUAAACAUUCGGAUAAAGAGUCUGAUGUUUCUAUUAGUCAGGGGACUGACAUUGUGAGUCCUCGCGACAUUUAUAAAUUAAUUCCAGGGCCAAAAUCUAUAUUGAAGAAAACAUUGAAUAACAGUAGUUGCGGCACACAAAUUUCACAGCUGGCUGAAGUCACUACUGAGGAAUCGAGUGAAAAUGAGUUGGAGCCGGUAUCUGCAUACAAUACAAUUGUGAAGGAAAUAAAAGAGCAUACAACGGUGAAUGCUCAAGUGGAGGCAGUGGAACCCCAGAAGAAGAGAGUUAGUAAAUUCAAAAUGGAACGAGCUGGACUCAAGAAAUGAAUGAUGUUGAUGAUAUGAAGUGUUUUUUUUAUCUGUCAAUGCA